Messenger RNA from Bactrocera oleae (olive fruit fly), 2606 nucleotides. The record is from RefSeq and is a predicted model, not a curated record. NCBI's taxonomy places the organism in Eukaryota, Metazoa, Arthropoda, Insecta, Diptera, Tephritidae.
AUAAACCAAUCUGGCGAUACAGCCAACACAUACCGGUGCAGUAUGUUUACCCGAACGGAAGUGUGACUAUAGCGUGCGAGGCAAUCGCUGAGCCGCCAGCCAAUUUCACCUGGUACAAGAAUGGCAGCAAGAAACGUUUGCAUAACGACAAACACCACGCCAUCGAGAAGGAUUUUUAUGCAUCCACGCUGACGAUUUAUGCGCGCAACGAUGACGUAUUCGACACGUACCGCUGCCUGGCCGAAAAUCAGUUAGGCGCCAUUGAACGCAACACCGUACUGAAGAGAGGCGUCAAGCCACCACCACCCAGCGUACUCCAGUUGCGUGGCUUCAAUUCGAACACAUUCGAUGUGGAUGUUGGUUCGGUGCGUGUGUCGCCGGCGCGUACUGCUCCGUCAAAAACGGAACAAUUGAUGGAGGUGAACGGUUUUCGUAUUGAAUAUAUGACGGAGUAUGAAUUCAAGUCGGAUGGUGGCAAAUGGACGAAUGGUAAACGCCGGGACUUCCCGUUCGAAGAUGGCGCAACUUUUCUCAUCAACAAUCUAGAAGCCAAUACUACCUAUUUGAUGCGUGCCGCCACCAAAAACUUGGCCGGUCUCAGCGAUUAUACGAAAGUCGAGAAAUUCCAUACACUCUCCAAUGAGCCGAAAUCCUCGUCAACGCAUCUCGAACACUUGAAUGCCACACAGCUGCUGUGUAUAUCACUGGUGGCGUUGUUGUUGUGCAAGGAAUUGUCUUUCGGCUUUCAACCUGUAAGCAGUAUAACGAAGUUGCGUCGCGCUGUCGGUGUGCGUUGGUGAAGCAAAUGUGGCGCAAUAAAUAAUAGAGCAGUGAGUAAAUACGCCAGCAGCAGCAGCAGCUUUCUAUUCGGUGAAAGCGCGCAAAGAAAGUAUGGGUAUGGGUUUCAAGUUAUAUAUACACAUGACAAUAGUUAUUAUGUGUAAAAUGUUUGCUUAGAAUUAAGAGUUAAAGGCUACGAAGAUUAUUUAUAUUUUACUUAGUUGAAACACACACACCAAAUAAUGGAAAUAUACAAAACGGAAGUCUUUUAAUUAAAUAAAUUAAUAAAAAAAAAUAUAUAUAUACGCUGAUGUUUACAUAAACAAAUUUUAAUGCUUACGAUAAAAACUUAAUAACAUGUAUAUUUACAUAAAUAUUCCAUUUGCAUAGCAUAAAAAUAAUACAUAAUACAUGGCGAAAUUUUUGAACUCUGCGCUUAGGUGUUAAUCGGCUUAAAAAAAAAAUCGUUGCCAGAAUUUUAUAUUUAUAAUAUAACUAUAAUAAUAUAUACUCAUAUAAGCAAGCCAGUAUUUUAUGUAUACGUUAAUGCUUUACAUUCGUUAUACCUAUAAUUAUAAUUACUUAUAUAUGCGUUUUUCAUAACGACAAUAGUCCAUCGCAAAUCUCACUCAGUUCCGUACUCACAAGUAUCUCUUUUGUUUGCAAAAUUCCUUUGAAAAAAAAUUUUUUUUUUGUUUACUUUUAGAUAAUUUCGUUUUAUUUUUGUAAAAAUAUUGCAAUUUUUUAUAUUCUUUAAUUUUACAUUUCAGUAUUCUUUUUACAUAUCAUUAACAAGCUCGAAUCAUGUCUGUGAGCUUAUUUAAGAAGCUUUAUAUACAAUUUAUUUUCAUAUAAAAUUAUUACAACUUUUUUUUACAUUUUUAUCUUUUAACACCAUAUCUGCAAUUUUUUGUUAAAAUCAGUGAUUUUUCUUUUAAUUUUGAUAAUUUUAAGCUUUUUAUCAUCCCAAAAGGGUUUAAAUCAAGCGUAAAUAUAAGUUUUAUACAUAAUAAUGCCACUUCAUUUAAUCAUGUCCAUUAUAAAUUUAGCAUAGUUCUUUACUAAAACAAAAAAAAAAGUUUCAUUGUAGAAUUGGGUUUCAAUUUGAAUAUAAAAAUGUUUUUUAAUGAAGUGUGUUUGGAACGCUCUUAAUAUAUGUAUAUGUGCCUUUCUUUUAAUACCUAUUUAUUCUUGGAACAAAAAUAUGAAGAUUUUGCAUUUCGAUUUCGCUCGAUAUCAUAUUCACUUAGCCAUUAUUAGCAAAAUAGAAUUGUUGCAGAAGCGGCAGAUUUUGCAACUGAAAUAAACAAAAACUAAUUUAUUAUAUAAAAUAACUAUAUUUUGUACAGUGUUGUCUCGUUUUUUUUUUUUACUUCCUGCGGGAAAUUGAUUUUGUCGGUGUCACCAUGACAAAGUUUAGACACAUUAACAUUACUGAAGCUCUUUUUUUAAGAUGUGAGUUUUUAUGUAAAAUCAAAAAAUAAUUAGAAGAAAAAUUUUAAACUCUAUGUCCUUUUAAUAAAAUUAAUGUAAAAACUUUGUUUUAAGCUUUAUUCAAAAAGUUCAAAAUUUUAAACAGAGAAAUACUAAAUUCUCCAUACAUACAUAAAUGUCAGAAGUUGCGUUCUAAAGGAUGACUAUAAUAAGGUUUUAACGAUCACUAAAUGCAUGUACAUAUACAUACAUACGUAUAUUUUGUAUGUUUUAUUUUUUUUUAACUUUUUUUUUUUAAUUGAGAUCAUUUUAAUUUUGUUUUUAUUUAAUUUUAAUUUUUUCAUAAAUUCUCUUAUAUUUAGCUUUUAAUUCUUUGUUUAAUUUUAAUUUUU